AAAAAAAAAAGAAAAAAAGAAAACGAAAUGAAAGUUUGUUUGCUCUCCUGCCUAUGGAUACAGUACUUUAUUUAGGUAGCCAGGCAUAUUCCAACCAACUUAAUUUGGGUAGGCCAUGACGAAACUCAUGGCCUGCAUCUCUUGUUGAUAGUAAAAAUCAAAAUCAAAUCAAAAAAAAAAAAAAUGCGACAAAGGAAAGGUCGCACCUUCAGCUAAAAAUUUCCAAACGAUUCGCAAUAUAUCCAAGACUCUGGCAUUCUGAUUGUGGCGCAUCCCCGUCGCAAAACAGCAAGCGUAUUGGCUUUUCAAACCGCGACCCCAGAAAUCCGUAAGCUCUAUUUGCCCUUUCACCUACCUUAACCUAUCUAAGCGUGAUCAACCAACGCAUCGCCAUCCAAGAAGAAAAAUAUCAAGGGAACAAAUUAUCAACAACGGCGACAUGCUUUUAUGAGUAAAAUCUCGACCGAGGCCUGUCAUAUCGAAGUACCUGACAAAAAAGAAUAAUCACAAGCCAUCGGUUGAAGGCUCAAGUCAUAUUCAGCCCUGGCUAGCAUACAAUGCAGGACUCAAUGACAGCAGCGGCGCUGCCGCCAUUGGUGCAGCCGCUGGCGGAAGAAGUGCAACAGGCUCAGACUAUUCAACAACCUGAUGCCAAUGGUGACGCACACCAGGCAAGUGGCAUCAGUGCAGACGAAAUUGCCCUGUAUGAUCGCCAAAUCAGAUUAUGGGGGAUGCAAGCGCAGGAAAAGAUCCGUUCCGCCAACGUCCUCCUGGUUACUGUCAAGGCGUUGGCUAACGAGAUCGCCAAGAAUCUGGUUCUUGCUGGUAUCAACUCUCUGACGAUUGUCGACCAUGAGGUUGUUACCGCUGUUGAUUUUGGAGCUCAAUUCCUGCUAUCCGAGGAUGAAGGUCACCUGGGGAUGAAUCGCGCCGAGGCGGCCAGCGUCAACCUGCGCAAGUUGAACCCUCGCGUCAACGUUAAUGUCGACAAGGAGGACAUUCGGACAAGAGGCCCCAAUUACUUCCAGAACUUCAGCGUCGUAAUCGCCACCGAUCUGGAUCCCGACGCCUUCAACAUCAUAAACCUGGCCACCCGCAUCGUGAACAAGCCCUUCUACGCCGCUGGCUCGCACGGCUUCUACGGCUACAUCUUUGCCGACCUGAUCGAGCACGUCUUUGUCAUCCAGCGCGACGAGGGCAAUGUCGCCACCAAGUUGCAGCCCGAGUCUAGGACGCGAGAUGUCAUCGACGUCCAGGUAAAGAAGGAGGGUGGCAAGUCCAUCGAGCGCGUCACCAAGCGUGAGCGCUACUCGACCUGGACGCUGUCCGACGUCGCACCUCUCCCUGAGGAGUACCGCAAGUCGCCCCGCCGUCUACGUGCGGUCACGCCCGUUCUCUCCUGCCUACGCGCGCUCUUUGAGUUCCAGCAGGAGAAGGGCCGUCUGCCCGCUCUCAACCGACGUGAAGACCUUGAGCGCUUCACGACGCUUGCUACCGAACGUCAUCACAAGCUGGGACUGCCCGUCUCGACGCUCAAGUCCGAAGUGCUGCGCAGCUUCCUUCAGAACAUUGGCAGCGAGCUGGCUCCCGUGACCGCCAUCAUCGGCGGCCAGCUGGCCCAAGACGUCAUCAACGUGCUGGGAGCAUCGCAGGCUCCCAUUCAAAACACCCUCAUCUUUGACGGAAACACCAUGGAGGCCAACAUGUACCCUCUCCACCCAGAAGACGACCAGCUCGGCAGCGGCCAGCUGGUCUUCUCAUCCCCGGCGGGUGUACAGUUCGCUGUGGAUAGCAGCAACGCCAUGGCCGCUGGCGUAGUGCCGGAUCCAUCAUUGAUGAUCCCUCCGGUGAACAUGGCCGGGCCGGACAUAGCUGGACCCGGACCGGACAUGACCCUUGGACAGUAAUUAUAUGGGCUUGAUUUAAAAAUGGAUAAAGACCCAAAUCUUAAUAAAAAGAUCAGGACUAUCUAUGGAUGGGCAAAUACGGCCCGUUUACGUAGUGGCAAGAGACACUUGGCGUUAUGGGUUCACCUAGGAAGUAGAAUUUUAACCCGGAAAAGGAUAGGGCAUUCUCAUUAAUGAGCUACAGACCAACCUUUGAGGACAAAUCUCGGCGGGUGUGGCGAUAUUACGGAAACUCGGACUGGAUUAUUUCAGGCAUGCUUUUUUACCCGUUCUCAAGCUUGUAGGAUGGUUGGGUGGGUGGCUGAUCUUGCCUUCUGUGUCAGCAAGCACCAAAGUCUUUUUUUUUUUUCCCCUUUGUUUCCACACAAAAGAUCAAAUUUUCAAUCGUCUCUAGUCUCCGGGCUGAAGUGGUAAAGCUGGUUGAACGGCGAGUAUUGCGGCGAGCCACGCAACAUCACACCCAAAGGCAAACAAAACCCAUAUUACCAGCCCCCUUAUGUCGUAUGGGUAACAGCAAGCGAAUGUACGGACGCAUCUAGACCUCCAGGGGCAUAGUGUUGGCUGGUGAAUUUGAGAUAUAUCGGAGCUCAACAAAUGGAGUACAAAGAGGUGCCUAAUGCAUAUUUUGCUCAGGCAGGCGCUUUGUCGUGGCAGACUUAACCCAGUUCAGAGCAACGUCAUUUAUUACCCGAUAGCCACUUGUACGACUGACUUUCCCAACAUCAUGCAGUCCGGGA
Molecule: messenger RNA, 2644 nt
Organism: Pyricularia oryzae 70-15
Lineage: Eukaryota; Fungi; Ascomycota; Sordariomycetes; Magnaporthales; Pyriculariaceae
Product: DNA damage tolerance protein rad31
Exons: 2
Coding region: 558-1907 (449 amino acids)
Biological process (GO): protein sumoylation
Cellular component (GO): cytoplasm; SUMO activating enzyme complex
Molecular function (GO): SUMO activating enzyme activity
Source: RefSeq, a predicted model, not a curated record